Messenger RNA from Gopherus flavomarginatus (Mexican gopher tortoise), 7087 nucleotides. RefSeq names its product sodium- and chloride-dependent betaine transporter-like. Gene Ontology annotation, biological process: sodium ion transmembrane transport. The transcript is spliced from 16 exons. Lineage: Eukaryota; Metazoa; Chordata; Testudines; Testudinidae. Gene Ontology annotation, cellular component: membrane. The record is from RefSeq and is a predicted model, not a curated record. The coding region runs from base 890 to 2683 and encodes 597 amino acids.
AGGCCACAUGCUGACCCACCCAACUGCAGUUCUUUUGUACAGUGUCAUUGGGACAGCAGCCAAAUAGGAAAACCGCCCACCUGCCCUGGAAGCUGACAAACUGGUUGUUGCACACAGACAAGCUGCCUGCAGGUGCAGAUAAAGGCACCAGACAGAGCGCUGAGUUUGGAAAGCUGCAAUAAAAGGCUUCAGCGAGCAUGGUCAGAGAAUCAGGAACAGAACAGAUGAGGUGGCUGUAACACAGAGCCAGGAUAUUUUUACAGAACAUAGAAUCUUUUUAAUGUCAAUGGGAGGAAAACUUUACUGAUGAAGGUGCUUUCUGAAGAAAGAAAGAGACGGAGAAUGAUGGUCUCUGAGAAGUACCGACUGGGAGCAUCUUUAUGUUCAUAGACUGCAGAAUGCUCCUAUCAAGUGACUUAUACUCCAGUUUGAGGUAUUUGAGCAGUGGUGUCCAUCUCAAAUAAAUGAAGUUAAGGUACCUGCUCCCAGCAUCAAACAACAUCUCCAAUCAACACAGACAAAAGCAUCAUCUUGCCUGAUGAUGUGCACUGGGCCACAGCAAAUCGGAGCGUAGUGAAGAUUGUGACAGAUCAAAUGAGAAGCAUCUAAACUUCCUUUCUCCUUCCUUGCUCUUGUGCAGAAGCAUUGCAAUGAAAUCAUUAGCUGGGUGGCCUAUCUGCUGCAGAUGAGGUGGCAGUGAAAGACACUUUGCCUGCCUUGGAAGCUUAGAGAAGGCUGUCAGGAGAAAGCUUUCAGAAGUGGCUAGAAUUCAGAAUUACAUGUUGGUAGGAGAUCUGGCUGACGGUGACAGUGUGGGAGUCUGAGGUUUCCCCUGCUGCGUUGGGCCACGGAGAGUAAAGCACCUGUGGAGGCUGAUCCCAAUGGCAGCAUGGUGCUGCUCAAAAAGGAGCCGGAAAUGGAGCCAAGAGGCCAGUGGAGUAAUAAAAUGGAGUUUAUGCUCUCCAUGGCUGGGGAGAUCAUCGGCCUGGGCAAUGUCUGGAGAUUCCCUUAUCUCUGUUACAAAAAUGGAGGUGGUGCCUUCUUUAUCCCCUACCUCAUCUUCCUCUUCACCUGUGGGAUCCCAGUGUUCUUCCUGGAGACAGCGCUAGGGCAGUACACCAGCCAGGGAGGGGUCACCGCCUGGCGGAAGAUCUGCCCUCUCUUUGAAGGAAUUGGAUACGCCUCACAAAUCAUCGAAUCCUAUCUGAAUAUCUACUACAUUGUCAUCCUGUCCUGGGCUAUCUUCUACCUGUUCAGCUCCUUUACUGCUGUGCUUCCCUGGGCCACCUGUAAUAAUCCUUGGAACUCAGAUCGCUGCGUGGACUUUCUGAAUCACUCUAACAUGGAGAACUGGACAGCGCCUGCUAAUGCCACCUCCCCCGUUACUGAGUUCUGGGAGAAGCGAGUCCUGGGACUCACAGACGGUAUUCACAAUCUGGGCACUGUGCGCUGGGAGCUGGCUCUCUGCCUCCUGUUCGCUUGGGUCAUCUGCUACUUCUGCAUCUGGAAGGGAGUCAAGUCCACAGGCAAAGUUGUUUACUUCACUGCCACAUUUCCCUACUUGAUGCUUUUUAUCUUGCUGAUUCGAGGGGUCACCCUGCCUGGUGCUGCUGAGGGGAUCACGUUCUACCUGAAGCCAGACAUUUCCAGGCUUGCAGACCCACAGGUGUGGAUGGAUGCAGGCACUCAGAUCUUCUUCUCUUAUGCUAUCUGCCAGGGGUGCCUGACAGCUUUGGGCAGCUACAACAAGUACAAUAACAACUGUUACAGGGACUGCUUCAUGCUAUGUUUCCUGAAUAGUGCCACCAGUUUUGUGGCCGGCUUUGCUAUCUUCUCUGUGCUGGGCUUCAUGGCACAAGAACAGGGUGUGCCCAUUUCAGAAGUGGCUGAGUCAGGUCCGGGCCUAGCAUUCAUUGCAUAUCCAAAGGCUGUAACGAUGAUGCCUGUGUCUCAGCUCUGGUCCUGCCUAUUCUUUCUUAUGCUGAUCUUCCUGGGACUAGACAGCGAGUUCGUCUGUGUUGAGAGCCUGGUGACGGCCAUUGUCGACAUGUACCCAAAAGUUCUCCAGAGGAAAGGGCACCGGGAGCUACUGAUCCUGGCCAUUGCAGUCACAUGCUACCUGCUUGGGCUGAUGCUAGUCACUGAGGGUGGAAUGUACGUCUUCCAGCUGUUUGAUUAUUAUGCUGCCAGUGGUACAUGCCUACUGUUCCUGGCCAUCUUUGAAGCCAUCUGUGUUGGCUGGGUGUAUGGUGCGGACCGUUUCUAUGACAACAUCGAGGACAUGAUUGGUUAUCGGCCGUGGCCACUGGUUAAGAUGUGUUGGCAGGUUGUCACCCCUGGUGUUUGCCUGGCGACCUUCCUAUUUUCACUGAUCAAGUACACCCCCCUCAAAUACAACAACUGGUACAUGUACCCUCUGUGGGGUUACACUCUGGGCUGGUUGAUGGCUCUCUCUUCCAUGAUCUGCAUUCCACUCUACAUCAUUUUCAUUCUGCUGAAAACCAGGGGAUCACUAAAGAAGAGGCUAAAGCAACUCACUUCCCCAGCGGAGGACUUGCCUCAGCCAAAGAAGCAACGGGCUAGCGUGUCUGAACCAUUGGAGAGCCCCAAAGCAGAAUACAGGAUCUCAUCCCCAUCAGCCAAGGAAGUGCUCAUAAUCACAGAGAAGGAAACCCACUUGUAAAGCAUAUGGGAAUGGAUUUCGCCUUUGCGUUCUGGAGUGAUUCCCCCUCUUUAUCCUGAGGUAGCUUCUCUUCACACCUGGGACAAUGCACUCUUCAUUUCUCCCCUGCACACCUGAGGCAGAGCCAUCCUAGUCAGUGACUCUGGGACAUCCUUCUCCCUCCCCAAGUUUAUCAGGUAGUUGACUAUACAGACUUGGGACGGCAGUUCUUUUAACACCCCUGAGACAGCUCUCUCCUUCUGCACCUGGGGAAGAGCAGUGUGACUUCACCAGAGGCACUUUAGAGCCCUGACACUGAAAAAAGGAACAAUAGAUAUAAAAUAAUGGGGAAAGGGAAUUGCAAAGAGUAGAGAGGUUGAGAAGUAAAGUCAGGAAGGUAAAGGCACAAAAUGAGUGGGUGUGAGCAAAAGGAACAAGUUAAAUGGUUUAUAAGUACAUAAAAAGCAGGAGGCUGACAAAGGAAAGUGCACAGGUAGGUCACCUACAUACCAGGGAGAGAGAGCCCAUCACAUACUAAAGAGGCUGCAGUGCUGAGUAGCUCUUUGGCUUCAGCUGUCACUCUAAGGGUGAGUGACAAGAUACUUAACAUAAUCAUAGUUAAUGAGGAAAGAGAGAGACCAGACUCAGGAUGGAACAGGCUGAAGGAUAUCUGGGUAACUUGCACUAAUUCAAAUCAAUAUGCGCCAGUGAAAUUCAUCCUAAAGAGCAUGAGGCUAGCAGAGAGCUGGCGAUCCUUUUGGGGAGAACCUGGAGUGCAGGGGAGGUCCCACAAUACUGGUCAAGAGUAAACAUAGCACACAGGGGCCAAAAGGGGCUCCAGGAAUUACACACGAGAAAGCUUAACUGCAUUGCCUGCAGCUGGCUAGAAGAAUCAACAGAGAUGUCAAUAGGCCUGUUUCCCUGCUACGCUGCACUUUGUGGUGUCAUUUACACCAGGGCAAGUGAUACCACAUCAGAAUGGUGCUUUUUACACCACUUUGCCCUGGUGUAAAUGACUGCACAUAGUGCAAUCAGGCUCAAAACCUGAGCGCCUCCAGGCAAAUACAUGAUAAAUAGUAAGGCAACGAAUAGCCAAGAUGAGUUAAUCAGAAAAAAGUAAUGCCAAGGUAUCUUAAUCUCUUUCUUUGACAGGAUAAUGCCCAAAAGAAAUGCAGAGACAGGGCCGUCCUUAGGAUUUAUGGGGUCCUACGCAGUAUUAUUAAACUGGUGCCCCUAUGCCUGACUUGGGGCACAGCCACCACCCCGGCCCGCGGACACCCAGAACCACACCCUCUCCCCAUUGCUGAUACACACCGAGCUUCAUACGCAGCAGAUGCUGCAGCAGCCCGUGCUUGCAGCCUCGGGGGGAGGGAUGAGGCAGCAAAGGAUACCAAGUGGCCCAGGCUGCCUCAUGGUGGCGGACAGGCAGUUUCCUGCCCUGUACACUCUCUCUUACACAGAAUGUGCCGCGCCGGUCGGCUCUGUGAAUACGGACCCUGCCUAAGGAGACUGCAGCACAUGCUGGGUGUGUGGGAACCGACCCUCUCUUACUGCUGUCCUGGUGAUGCCCCAAAUUUUUGGGUGCCCUACGCAGUCACAUAUGCCUCAGGAUGGCCCUGAGGAGACUGGAGGUAUUUCAACUUGAAUAAGGCAUUAGAUAGAGUUUCACAUGACAGUCUCCUAUGGAGACUAUAAUAAUAAUAAUAAUUAAUAGGAGAUAUACCUAUCUCCUAGAACUGGAAGGGACCUUGGAAGCAUCAAGUCCAGCCCCCUGCCUUCACUAGCAGGGCCAAGUACUGAUUUUGCCCCAGAUCCCUAAGUGGCCCCUUCAAGUAUUGAGCUUAUAACCCUGGGUUUAGCAGGCCAAUGCUCAAACCACUGAGCUAUCCCUUCCCCUUGACUGAAUUAAAAUGGAACAACUAUAAACUGAAAUGCCAAAAACUACAUCAAUGUAUAUCAAAGCUGCACAGUUUUAACUUCAGCUUUUCCUGUGAUUGUAAGGGCCCAUCAGCCAUAUCACCUCAGCUCCAUGGCACGUAUAUUGGUACAUAGACUGUGUGACAUAAUAGCAGCCUACUGAACUGAAGCACACACUGAACCAGAAAAAGAAGAGGAGCAAAUACUACACACUGUGGGACUGGUUCUCCAUUGCACUGCACUUUGUGAGUAUGUCUACACUGCAGCUGGGAGCUCACAGCCCAUGGGGAGAGACCUGGUGUUGGUGGGGGUGAAAGUAGUGUGCUAAAAAUAGCAGUGUGGUCAUUGCUGUGCUGGCGGAGGCUCAGGCUAGCCAGCCCAGCUUGGAUCCUGUUUCAUUCCUGUCCAAGCAUGGCUGGCUAGCCUGAGUCUCUGCCUAUGCAGCAAGAUCCACACUGCGAUUUUUAAUGCUCUAACUUGAGUCCCACUAGCGUGAGGUCUGCCUGGGAGGUUCACUCCCAGCAACAAUGUAGACAUAAGGAGGAGGAAAAGAGGAGACUAAGGGGGGAUAUGAUAGAGGUAUAUAAAAUCAUGAGUGAUGUAAAGAAAGUGGAUAAGGAAAAGUUAUUUACUUAUUCCCAUAAUACAAGAACUAGGGGUCACCAAAUGAAAUUAAUAGGCAGCAGGUUUAAAACAAAUAAAAGGAAGUUCUUUUUCACACAGCGCAUAGUCAACUUGUGGAACUCCUUACCUGAGGAGGUUGUGAAGGCUGGGACUAUAACAAUAUUUAAAAGGGAACUGGAUAAAUUCAUGGUGGCUAAGUCCAUAAAUGGCUUUUAGCCAGGAAGGGUAAAGAAUGGUGUCCCUAGCCUCUGUUUGUCAGAGGGUGGAGAUGGAUGGCAGCAGAGAGGCACUUGAUCAUUGCCUGUUAGCUUCACUUCCUCUGGGGCACCUGGCAUUGGCCACGGUCGGUAGACAGAUACUGGGCUAGAUGGACCUUUAUUCUGACCCGGUACGGCUGUUCUUAUGUUCUUAUAACCUGGGUGGUCAUUGACACCUGUGCUGAGUGGGCGUAAAACACUAACACUGAGGAACGUGAGUGGAAAAUCCAUGUCUCUUGUGUGCAAUACAGUAGUAUUUAGAUUGCUGUUGAGGGAUUAGCUUUUGCUCUUCUUGUGAAUGUCACUGUGCAGGUUUAUUGCUGAAUUAGCACAGUUUUUUGUGUUUAGUUUCCUUUCCUUUAAAAAAAAGAAAGAAAGAAAGAAAGAGAUUGCUGGUGCAAGUAAUAUUUAAAUGGCCCCAGUUAAGUGUCAACAUUCACACUUCAUGGAAGUGAAUGGUUGAAAGAUGGGAAAUUUGGUUGGAGACAAUUUUUGGCGAGUCUGGGUGGAUAGCAGGCCAGCGUCGCAUCUGGUUCAUUGCAAAAGUGCAGCCAUCGCAAAGAAAACAGUUUUUUUUUUAAAAAGAAACUUUAGAAUGAGCAGAAGGCAACAAAGUUGUGGAAUGGCCUGAAAAUUAUGAGAUGAAUUGUUUCCUGUGUUCAUUAUUUUCUCCUUCCCUUGUGUUAAUACUGAUGUGGCUUUUACUUGGAGGGUUGCUGUGUGAGUUUCAAUAAGACAAACGUUGCCUCAGACAAUGUUCCUCCUACAGAUUGCCCUAGCAACAGCCUGAAUGCAGCAGCUGUGGCCAGCCUGGAAGUCUGUGCAAAUGUGCAAUGUAAAGGCAGCAGAGCUUUAUAAGACUGCUAAAAUUUGAGCAGAUGCCCACUGAGCAUGCUCAGAAGUGAACUUUUCAAUUGCUUAUAACUGCUCUAUAAUUUCCACUACAACCUCUCUCCCGCUCCCGCCCCAAGAGGAGCACAAGUGCUCACAGGAUUAGGCCGAUUUUGUUUUUUAAUUCCAAGUUUUAGGCUUCAGCAGUUUUUCUCGCAUCCUUGCUCAAAAAAGUGUGGUACAGUGUUAGAGGGGGAGUGUGUAUUUUAAUCUCUCUCCAGUAAUUCAAGUGGCAGAAGGAGAAGGUUGGUUUUGUAGCUCAGGCACUGGAGUAAGACUCAGGCUAUUGGAGUUCACUUCCAGGCUGUGACACAGACUCCUGUGUCCAGGGGCAAGUCACUUAAAGUUUCUGUGCUUCAUUUUGUAAAAUACUAGAGAUAAUAAUACUUACAACCUCCCUGAUACAUUGGGAGGAUAAAUUCAUUCGUGUUUGUGAGGUGCUCAGAUCUGAUGGUGAGGGGGCUGUAGAAACACUUCAUAAAUGAUAAUCUUUGCACAGAGGCUAAGGGUCAGUUUCUGAUCUGAGACUUGUUGGCAUAAGUGUGGGGCUGUAUUAACAAAAAUAUCACCUACAAGGAAAUAAUUUUCCUCUACUCACCAGUAGGUGGACCUUGGUGCAUCACUUUUAUAUUCAAGCAGCUCCAGUUUAAGAAAUUAGAAGCUGAAAUGAAAAUCGUGAAAAUGAUCUCUCUUGUGUUCAAAUAAAAUUUUGAUUUUUUUGUAUUAAAACCAAAAA